CAAAAAUAUUUUCACCAAAAUUAGUUCAUUGAUACCAUUUUGAUUUAUUUUGAGUCAUUUUUUCCUACAAUUAAAUGAUGCUCGGUUUGUUGGAACAUAAAAAAUUGAAUGGAAAUGGAAUGAAUGAAAGAUUGGACAUUUCCGAUGAAAAGAAUGAAUGAGUGAUUGAAUGGGUUUAAGCCGAUUGGUCUGUCUGAGUUCGCCACUUCUUCUUCACCGCCACCCCCAUCAUCAUCCUACUUCCUCUUCAUCCAUUCUUCACCGGCUUCCUUCACCUUUCCUCUGCUACCCUCUUAAAUGCCCUAUUUUUACACCUUUGCCACUCUUCCCUUCUUCUACUACUACAACCCAAUCCUCCUUUUCCUCCUCCUCUUCCGCCAUGGAAGCUCCUCCUGAGGGUUACAGAAGAAACGUCGGUAUAUGUCUCAUCAACGAUUCCAAAAAGAUUUUUGCUGCAUCGAGGUUAGAUGUACCAGAUUCAUGGCAAAUGCCGCAGGGGGGUGUUGAUGAGGGUGAGGAUCCCAGAAGUGCAGCCAUAAGGGAAUUAAGAGAAGAGACAGGAGUGACUUCUGCAGAAAUCCUUGCAGAGGUACCUCAUUGGUUGACAUAUGACUUCCCACCAAAAGUCAGGGAAAAACUUAGACAUCAGUGGGGAGGAGAUUGGAAAGGCCAGGCACAGAAGUGGUUUCUGUUUAAAUUAACUGGAAAGGAUGAAGAAAUCAAUCUUUUGGGAGAUGGAACUGAGAAAGCCGAGUUUGGUGAGUGGUCAUGGUUGCCAGCAGAACAAACAAUUGACUUGGUUGUUGAUUUUAAGAAGCCUGUUUAUAAAGAAGUUCUAGCAUUUUUCGCACCAUAUCUUCAAUAACCUUAAAACCGUAUUUUAACCUUGAAACCUUAUAUUUGUUUAAUAUAGCAAUAAUUUCUCUUGUAACUUUCGCACAUUAUGAUCGGUUGAAGCCAUCUAUCUGGAUAUGUGAUGGUGUUCCUCUCUUUUUGCUGUUUUCAUAUGCCCCGAAUGCAAUAUUUAUAUAUUUGAAAAGGGGUUAAAAUUAUUAUUAUAGGGGUCUUAUGGAAUUAUGCUCCAUUUUUGGGUUUUGAUUUA
Messenger RNA from Humulus lupulus (European hop), 1102 nucleotides. RefSeq names its product nudix hydrolase 26, chloroplastic-like. Gene Ontology annotation, cellular component: chloroplast. The coding region runs from base 170 to 865 and encodes 231 amino acids. Gene Ontology annotation, biological process: ribose phosphate metabolic process; nucleoside phosphate metabolic process. Gene Ontology annotation, molecular function: bis(5'-adenosyl)-pentaphosphatase activity; guanosine-3',5'-bis(diphosphate) 3'-diphosphatase activity. The record is from RefSeq and is a predicted model, not a curated record. Lineage: Eukaryota; Viridiplantae; Streptophyta; Magnoliopsida; Rosales; Cannabaceae. The transcript is spliced from 6 exons.